AUGACACAAAGUGUAAGAAAUAAAGUAAAAUGCGGAAAAUUAAUUUAUUAUAAUGAAAUGUUUGGCAUAUUGGUCGUAUUUUCCUGUGUACUCGCACUCGCUGCCACCCGUUCCGUCAACUACUGCGGUGCGAGCAUGUGUGGAGGCAGAAAUACACAUACUUUCUGCCGGUAUCCAAAAGGCCCAAGUUCUGAGUGCGUUCAGUAUAAAGACGCCAGGCUUAGAACACACGAGAAGACGAGAAUCGUGGCGCGGCUCAACAGUCGCAGGAAUGAAGCGGCAUCCGGAGCAUUAUUGGGCUUCCCCCCAGCUGGAAACAUGUUGAAAUUGCAAUGGGUUGAGGAGCUGGCUCGCGAGGCCCAGCGUUGGGCAGACCAGUGUCGCCCGCCACGGCCCAUCGAAGAACACGAUGCUUGUCGUGAUCUAUAUUCAUUGACAGUCGGUCAGUGUGUGUCGUCGGUAGUGGGCGAAACGCCAGUCCGAGUUGAGCAAAUGGUAGACAUUUGGUACAUACAAAGCACGUUCUACAAUAACAGUAUCACCUCCUAUGUGCCAUCCUUUGGGCGAAAAGUAAUAUGGUGGGCUGUGGUCGCAGUCGAUUUAAGACACUUUGGCAAGGUGAACUUAGAAGUGUGGAGCGUUUAG
This is a messenger RNA of Spodoptera littoralis (African cotton leafworm), 645 nucleotides long. Lineage: Eukaryota; Metazoa; Arthropoda; Insecta; Lepidoptera; Noctuidae. The record is from the annotation of a GenBank genome assembly.